Passer domesticus (house sparrow) is the source of this 6458-nucleotide messenger RNA. RefSeq names its product inositol polyphosphate-4-phosphatase type I A (gene INPP4A). Gene Ontology annotation, cellular component: cytoplasm. The coding region runs from base 566 to 3559 and encodes 997 amino acids. The record is from RefSeq and is a predicted model, not a curated record. Lineage: Eukaryota; Metazoa; Chordata; Aves; Passeriformes; Passeridae. Gene Ontology annotation, molecular function: phosphatidylinositol-3,4-bisphosphate 4-phosphatase activity. The transcript has 28 exons.
CUGACAGUGUUCACGUUAGCUAGUGUUCAGAUGGAGCAGCUCUGGCAACAGAAGAAGCAGGUUAUAUUAUUGAUUACCUGCUGCAGCAGACAGUUGCACCAAGAUUCAUUUUUACGAGCACAGAUGAAGCAGAGGAGGCUCUACUGAGCACUGCUGUAAUUAUUAGUAUUGCUUUCUUAAGACUUCAUUAAAAAUAGAACUGGAUACACAUGCUGAAUUUCAUCUGUGAAAGGUGGAGUAAGAGCCUGGGCACCUGACUCUGGCAUCAGUGCUGAAUGCCUGAAACUGGAUGGUGCUACAGCCUCAGCUUAGGAGCUAAUGCAACAACUUUCCCUAUGAAGAGGGAGUUCAGCAAUGGAAGAAUUUGAAGGAGAAAGGCCUAUAUGAGGAUGUGGAUUUAACUGAUAUUAUGGUAUACAAAAUCCCUCCUCACAUAAGGAAAAGAGCCCUCUCAUGGUGAUGUUAGAGGAAUAGCCGUUGGAGACAACCUGCUGCACUCUGCUACUCUGUGAGGCAAACAUCAGUAAAGCCAAGCAGCCAGAAAAAAAGGGCUCUUCAUGAGAAAAUGACAGCAAGAGAACACAGCCCCCGCCAUGGUGCCAAAUCCCGCACUGUGCAGAGGGCCUCCACCAUUGAUGUCACCUCUGACAUGGUUGGCCUUUCUCUGACAGGAAACAUUCAGGAUCCAGAUGAGCCGAUUUUAGAGUUCAGUUUAGCUUGCAGUGAGCUGCUAACUCCAUCGCUAGAUCGAAAACCAAAUAGUUUUGUAGCAGUGAGUGUAACUACACCUCCCCAGGCAUUCUGGACGAAGCAUGCACAGACAGAAAUUAUUGAGGGAACAAGUAAUCCUAUCUUUCUAAGCAGCAUUGCCUUUUUCCAAGACUCACUUAUCAAUCAAAUGACACAAAUCAAACUCUCCGUGUAUGACGUCAAAGAUAGAUCUCAGGGAACAAUGUAUUUGUUGGGUUCUGGGACAUUCACUGUAAAGGAUCUUCUUCAGGAGAAGUACCACAGGUUGCACAUAACACUAAGGUCCUCCUCCAAAAAAAUCUCAACGCAGAGUAUUUGUUGCAGGUCGGCUGAAAGUGACCGUGUUGGUAACAUCACAGUUAUUGGAUGGCAGAUGGAGGAAAAAUCUGACCAAAGGCCUCCAGUGACAAGGUCACCUGAUACAAUUAAUGGAAGGACUGUGUUGCCAGUUGAUGAAAGUUUAACAGAAUCCUUAGGAAUCAGAUCCAAAUAUGCUUCACUGCGGAAGGAUGCACUACUGAAAUCUGUGUUUGGUGGUGCCAUUUGCCGAAUGUAUCGUUUCCCAACCACCGAUGGAAACCACUUGAGAAUCUUGGAGCAGAUGGCAGAGAGCAUCCUGUCACUGCACAUCCCAAGACAAUUUGUGAAGCUGCUUCUGGAGGAAGAUGCAGCAAGGGUUUGUGAACUAGAAGAAUUGGGAGAACUGUCUCCUUGUUGGGAAAGCCUUCGUCGACAAAUAGUUACACAGUACCAAACAAUUAUUUUAACUUACCAGGAAAAUCUGACUGACCUGCACCAGUAUAAAGGUCCUUCAUUUAAAGCCAGUAGCUUGAAAGCUGAUAAAAAACUGGAGUUUGUUCCUACAAAUUUACAUAUACAGAGGAUGAGAGUCCAGGAUGAUGGAGGAUCAGAUCAGAACUACGACAUAGUCACCAUAGGAGCACCAGCAGCUCAUUGUCAAGGCUUUAAAUCGGGUGGUUUGCGGAAAAAGCUGCAUAAAUUUGAAGAGGCAAAGAAACACAGUUAUGAGGAGUGUUGCACUUCAACAGGCUCCCAGUCUAUAAUAUACAUCCCACAGGACAUUGUUAGAGCAAAGGAAAUUAUUGCACAAAUCAACACCCUGAAAACGCAAGUCAGUUACUAUGCAGAAAGGCUCUCAAGAGCUGCCAAGGACAGAUCAGCUAAUGGCCUUGAAAGAACACUUGCCAUCCUAGCAGAUAAGACCCGGCAACUUGUCACAGUUUGUGACUGCAAGCUGUUGGCAAAUUCAAUACAUGGACUGAAUGCUGCAAGGCCAGACUAUAUAGCUUCAAAAGCAUCUCCAACCUCUGGAGAAGGGGAACAAGUGAUGCUAAGGAAUGAUCAAGAUACCCUUGUGGCCAGAUGGACAGGGAGAAACAGCCGAUCUUCUCUGCAGGUGGACUGGCAUGAAGAGGAAUGGGAGAAAGUUUGGUUGAAUGUUGACAAAAGUCUGGAGUGUAUCAUCCAGCGAGUGGACAAACUUCUCCAGAAGGAGCGCCUGCAAAGUGACAGCUGCGAGGACGUUUUCCAGUGUGACGUCAGCAGUACCAGUAAGAAAGGUAAUCGGGACAGUCGUGCCUACUGGAUAAAUCCAGAAGAUUUAAAUGAGACCUCAUCAUCCUCACCAUCUUCAUCAUCCUCACCACCAUCUUCAUCCACACCAUCCUGUGCAUGCCAUUCUCUCAAGACAAAUUGCAGCCCUACUCCGGAAGAAUCUGCUCCAGGUGAAUGGAGUGAAGCUCUUUAUCCCUUGCUGACCACACUCACUGACUGUGUAGCCAUGAUGAGCGACAAGGCCAAGAAAGCCAUGGUGUUUUUAUUAAUGCAGGACAGUGCCCCGACAAUAGGGCUCUGCCUGAGCCUUCAGUAUCGCAGGGAUGUUGUCUUCUGCCAGACUCUGACAGCUCUCAUUUGUGGUUUCAUUAUCAAGUUGAGGAACUGCCUGCAUGAUGAUGGAUUUCUAAGACAACUCUACACCAUUGGCUUGCUGGCACAGUUUGAGAGCCUGCUGAGCACUUAUGGUGAGGAGCUGGCAAUGCUGGAGGACAUGAGUUUGGGAAUCAUGGACUUAAGGAAUGUAACCUUUAAAGUAACUCAGGCUACAUCAAAUACAUCUACUGAUAUGCUGCCAGUCAUCACUGGAAAUCGUGAUGGAUUUAACGUGAGGAUCCCUCUGCCAAGCGCCUUGUUUGAUUUGUUGCCGCGUGAGAUUCAAAGUGGAAUGUUACUGAGGGUUCAGCCUGUUCUUUUCAACGUGGGAAUCAAUGAGCAGCAAACCCUAGCAGAGAAGUUUGGAGACACCUCACUGCAAGAAGUAAUUAACAUGGAAAGCUUAGUGAGGUUGAAUUCAUAUUUUGAGCAGUUCAAGGAAGUUUUGCCUGAUGAUUGUCUACCUCGAUCUCGUAGUCAGACGUGCCUGCCUGAACUGUUAAGAUUUCUGGGACAAAAUGUUCAUGCAAGGAAAAACAAGAAUGUAGAUAUCCUUUGGCAAGCUGCUGAGAUAUGCCGCAGACUUAACGGUGUUCGGUUUACGAGCUGUAAGAGUGCCAAGGACAGGACUGCCAUGUCCAUCACCCUGGAGCAGUGUUUGAUCCUCCAGCAUGAACAUGGAAUGGCUCCACAGGUCUUCACUCAGGCUCUGGAGUGUAUGAGGAGUGAGGGUUGUCGCCGAGAAAAUACAAUGAAGAAUGUUGGAUGUCGCAAGUAUGCAUUUAAUUCCCUGCAACUGAAGGCUUUCCCAAAGUAUUACAGGCCUCCAGAAGGAACUUAUGGAAAAGUUGAAACAUAAGCAUACUAUGUCCUUUAAUUGCUGUUCCAUUAAAACAUGUGGAUACACUCUAGAUUAACACAUGAUUUUGUCAUCCAGAAGAGAUAAAUAACCUUUUUGUAUGUUUCGUUAGGUCAUACAGAGCAUGUUACUGAAUUGGAAUCUAUAGUAACAAUUAUUCUGACACCUUAGCUUGAGAAUAGUGUGAUGACUCUCUGCCCGUUUCAAUAGCCUUCAGUGUAUGUAAGAUGAGCAGAUACUGUGCUACUUAAUAAUUACCUAUAUGCAAAUAGCUAGGUACCUCCUGGAUGGGCAAGGACUCUAGGAACGGCAUUUAGGCAGCUGUUUCCAUGACAUCUUUUUAUACUGAGUUGAUUUCAGAUUGAGCUUUUCCUAAACUUUUUAAAACUGAGAGUAAAACUCAAAAGUUGUAAAUAAAAAGGAUCCUAGACAGUUUAGUAACUGUAGAACGCAUUGUUACAAUCAAUAAAAGGGGGUUUGAUUAAAAAAAAAAAUCAGCACAAUAAGGGCCAGGAGAAGGAAUUGUUUUACUGUAUAUAGGAUGCCACCUUCAUGUAUGAAAUUAACAAUAUAUAAAAGGCCAGACAUGUGAGGUCUGGUUUAUAAUUCUGUUAAAAUACAAAUUCCUGUCAUCUUUGGCAGAUAAGGCCUGGGGCACACAACUGAUUUUUAAAAGUAUUUCAGAAACAUGGUGAUGCUUAACUAUUAAUGCCAGCAACAGUUCCUCAUGCCCUUCCCCACUCUAAGGCAAGUGCAACAAGCAAGUUGCUGAUGUUGCACAUGAUGUGUGCAGAAUAUUCCAUGGUGUUGUACAUUAAUUAACACAUUUUUACCCAUGGUUUUUUUUAUAUCACUUCUGGAUUGUAAGCCUCAGUAUGUCGGGGCGUUACGUUAUUUUGGUCAGUGUACGAUUUUUCUGUAUCGGUUUUGUAUGUCAUUACCAAAAUACUCAAAAUGCCCAAUGCAUCCCCCUUGCUCCAAAAUCAAAAUUGGUUUCUGUUUACCUUUGCAUUUCACCUGUUGAGAGUUCUGGUGGGGGGAAGUGUGGCCGGUGUCAGGGUAUUUCUGAGGAAGGUGGCAUUGCCCUGUGUUGACAGAGAGGAACUGCUCAGUGCUACUGCUUGUGCCUGAGAACCACAGGUGGGUUCUAGCUCAUGACAAAGGUGGUCAGUUGGAUAGCAUUUGAUAAAAAAUGUUCAACAGAUCUCCUCUGAAAUAAUCUCCCAAAGAAUGCCUUUGAAACUAAGAUAGCAUUUUAAAAAGCAGCUAAACAUUCAUUUCCAAAUUUUAACAGGAUCCAGUAAUCUCUAGCUAGUUUCAUUCAGCACAUGUCCUUUCCUUCUUGGUUUCUAAGGAUCUGAGUUUUAGAAUAGAAAAAAUCUGCCCAUUUAUUCUUGUGGGAGUAGCAACAGCCAGGUAAGUAUGUGGCUGUUUUCUGAUUUCUUUCUCCCUCUCACUGAUGUUUGUCUGUGCUGUCACUGCUCUAUCAAUCAGCCAUGUUCAUUCUGCUCCCAUGUAGGUUUGGGGGUUACAGGUCCAGCAGUUUUUGCAUUUUGCUUUUUGCAGUUUAACACUGAGCAGCAUGUCACAAAGCCAGGUCAGAGAGUUCUGCUGAACUAGGCUGUUACCAUUAUUACAGACUCUUUAGGAUAACAAAACAUGGAAUUCUGUGCAAAAGCAAUGUAUUGUAGUACCUACCCCAGGUCUGAACAAAUCAGCUGCAGCAGAACAGUCCCUCAGAAAUGUUACAAACCCUGUUUGCCAAUUAAUGAAUGUUGGUUUUGUUUUAUUUUUUGCUAAUAAGUAAACAAAUAUAUGAUGAAAAAUUUUUCAAUGGUAUCUCUUUAGACAUGCUACUCCAUUAGUUCUGCUCAGCCUUCAGUCCCUGGCCCAUUAUUAAAUGCUACUUUAUUUUUGUAUAAACUAUGCUCUUUAUAUCCCUUAGUUUUUAUGAGUUGAUAAUUUUAUUUUGUGUAUUUCAAACGUGGUUAAUUUUAAGUUCUGUAUUGUUACACUAAAAAUCUUCCAAUGUUCGGUUUCAGAAGGAAAUAACAAAUGUCUCUUGUAACAAUUAGCAGCGCCACUCUCUUAGAUGGUGGCCAACAAUCAUUAGACCUGCUAUAGAGCUUAGCAAUCCUUUAUUUAUUUUGUAUAGCAAUGUAAUCUGACAAAGUUGCUGAAUUUUGCUGAAGUUGUUGAAAUUCUGCGCGCGGUGGAGCCGCAGCCCCGGGUGUCGCGGGGCUGUUCCGGGGCGCUGGGCUGCCAGCGCCGUGUCCCCGCAGUGCACCCUGGACAUGGCACUGCCAGGAUGGGCACAGCAUUGCCAGGAUGGGCACAGCACUGCCAGGAUGAUCAUGGCACCGCCGGGACGGGCACGGCUCUGGCUCCUCCCGAGGGCAGCGCCGACAGCAAGGGCUCGAGCGGUGCCUCCAGAGAAAACUGUGACACGUGAAGUCCACAUGAGACCCUCACAAGGGGGAAGGGAGCUUUUCUGUUGCACAGGAGAGGCAAAUCUAAGGAUUACUGUAAAAUGAAGUUCUGUCUAAUGUUCCUUUUUUGAGUACAUUUUUUAAAUUAUAAAACAUACAAAGGUAAAAGAAGAAAACUGUUGCCAAGUAUGUUCUGUGUAUGUUCUGUGAAAGUACCUACAGCACAGUUGCCUUUUUUUCAUUUAUACGUGUAAAAUUAUUGUAUUAUAUGACACAGUUUUGUCCCAACACAACUGUAUUUGCUAAGCUUUGUGCAUUGAAAUAUUUUUAUUUAUUUGGUUUUGGGCAGUAUUAAUAUAUCAUAAACAUAUGGCUACUGUUUUAUAUAUUCUAGUUCAUCCAAUCCAUGUAUGCUGUAAAUGUGCUAGUCUUUAGGAUGAAAACCAAUAAAGAACUGACAAGAGUAACAA